Gekko japonicus is the source of this 2907-nucleotide messenger RNA. RefSeq names its product tudor domain containing 5 (gene TDRD5). Gene Ontology annotation, biological process: spermatogenesis; germ cell development. NCBI's taxonomy places the organism in Eukaryota, Metazoa, Chordata, Lepidosauria, Squamata, Gekkonidae. The record is from RefSeq and is a predicted model, not a curated record. The transcript is spliced from 14 exons.
AUGUCGGAUCAAGAGCGCUUGUUGAGCUUGCUGAAGAAAGAAGUGAGGUCAUUGCUGAUAGCAGCCAAAGGCGGCCUCACCCCUGGCGAGUUAGAGAAAGAAUACAGGUCGAUGAUAGGCGAACAACUUCCAUUUCGUGCACUGGGUUACCAAUCUACCAUGGAACUGGUGAUGGACAUGCCUGAUGUUGUUAAACUGUGCCGUGGAAGAGAUGGCAGUGUUGUCCUCAAAGCUAUUGCAGAUGAGUCCACUGUGGGGAUUGCAAGCUUGGUUGCCAGACAGAAGGUCAAAGCUAAAUCACACCUUCCCAGACUGAGGCAAAAAAUCUCUCUCGGAUAUGCAUCUCGCCCUGACUGGCCUCGGCAGACCCAGAUGCCUCAACACUUACCUCGGCGUGGCCGUGUCCCCCCAACCCUACCAGCUGUAGUAAAGAGUCAACUGAAGGAACUUUUGAGGUCUUCCCCAGUCCUGCUGUCCGAUUUUAACAAAGCCUUUGCUCAUCACUUUGGGCGGAACUUUGAAUUUCUGCAUUACGGAUUCUUCUCUUUUUCUGAGGUGCUAAACGUGGCCUCUGAUAUUAUCACAGUCACGCAGACGAGAGCAGGUUCCUUGUUGACCCUAAAAAAGAGCCCCUCGCUUAAGAAAGAACCGGAAAAGCUGCCUCAGUUGGUGAUUCAACCUAACAAUGUGAAGCAGACCCUGCCACCUAUUGGGUCAGCUCCUACGGUGGAUAGACAUUCUCGGGCACCCAGCCAGCCUACCCUGCCACUGGUUAGGUCAGCUCCUACAGUGGAUACAUGUUCUCCAGCACCCAGCCUUCCUACACAGAACCAAAACCAGACUCCAAGCCAGCAAUCUAAUACUUCAGUAGUGCAGUCGAAACCAGAGGAAACCCCAGUGGUGAAGUGCGAUAAGAUGAAGCAGCUGCAGAAACAGAUGAAAACGGUACUUGCCCAGAGAGGACCUGGAGGAACAGUCAGCUCAGAACUCAAGGAAAAAAUCAAAACAGUAAGUCUUCAAAGAUCGCCCCCAGAUGUGCUUUGUUGUAACUUUUUGUUUUCCCAUUAGGCUCAUUUUAAAGAAAUUUUGCCACUGAGAGAGUUGGGUUUCUUAACUGUGAUGGAGCUUGUUGGUGCCCUUAGCGAUGUUCUUCAUAUUGAGUGCAAAGAAGGGGAACAAGAAUGGCGCAUCUUUGACAUAAAUUCACAUUGCUUAGCAGAUAGCAAGAAGAUACUCGAUGAUGAUGAGAGUGAUCAGGAGAUCUCCCUGUCUGGUUCACUGGCACAUGAGGAAGAUUCUGAUAAGUAUGAGCUGCCCUGUUGGGAUUCUCCUUCUGAGGGGUCGAAGAAUCUGGAAGCUAAGCUUAAUGUAGUGACAAAGAUUGUGAAACCGCACCUGGCUCUGGAAGAGCCUCAUAUAAUGCAGGAGAUAAUGCAUGAAGAAAUCCCACCAGAUGCUGUCCAGGACAGGCGCCUCCAUUACCUCCCUCAGCUGGAGAGCGCUACUUUGGUGGGGGUGUCUGUGGAGUAUGUGGUCUCUCCUUCUCAGUUCCAUGUCCAAUUUUAUGGUGCAGAAACGUCUGAGAAACUGGAAGAUAUGAUGGUUGAAAUGAGACGAUGCUAUGCUAGUAAAAAUGUAGCUGACCGUUAUGUCAUGCCUGAAGCCUCAGUCAAGCCUGGCCAUCUUUGUUGCGUAAGGAACUUACAAGACAAGUGGUGGUACCGAGGUGUCAUCCAUCGUGUCUGCAGUGACCAGGAAGUGGAAGUGUUUUACCUAGACUUCGGAAACAUGGGGAUAGUCUCAAAAUCUCAUCUGAGGUUUCUCAAGGACUGCUAUGCAGAUCUUCCUGCCCAGGCUGUACCUUGUUGCUUGGCCCAGAUGACACCUGCAAAGGGCGAUUGGACUUCUGAUGCCAUACUUGAAUUCCAAAGGCUGUGUGAAUUAAAGCUGCUGGUGGGAGUGGUGGAUGAAUACAUAGAUGGCGUCCUUCAUCUGUUCCUUUGUGACACCAGCUCUGAUGAAGAUAUCUACUUUCACGAUGUAUUGAGAUUAGGAGGCCAUGCAGUCUUCUGCAGACAGAACAUUCCUUCCAAGGGCUUCAGAGAGUUGAAUCCUUCCUCUUUAUAUCUGAAGCCCAGUCCAGAGCCAAAGGUUGGUUUGGAAAAGGCAGAUGCUUCCCUGUUUCUUCAGGGCCCUCCAGGAACACCCUCUUCAGAACCUUGCAAAAAUGAAGUCCAUUUCCAGGAUACAGCCAGCCCGUGUUCAGUCCCGGAGAUGCCAUAUCUGGAGCCUGUCUAUUUAUGCACAGAAAUCUGGGAUGAGGACUGGAUACCUCUCUUGUCUGUGGGAGAAGAAGAAAAAGAAGACAGUACCUGCGAUAAUUCAUGCUCAGACGUUGCAGUGUUCCCCAGCCAAACUUGUAUCACCGAAGGGGGAAAUGAGACCCAGCAUAGCCAAGAACUGGAGCAACAGACAGCUGAACCUCCUGGAAGUGCAACUGAUUGCUUGUCACAGGCCCUGGAGGAGUUUUACAUCUCCAUCGUUCAUUCCCAGCAGUCUACAGACCCGAGUCAGAUUGCCCUCGAUGCAAACGAACUGUUUGCCUGCAACUCCACGCCUCUUCCAGAAUUGCCCGCCUCCCCUGUCGACAGAUGCAGUGGAGAAGUGCCUUCCAAGCAGAAAGAGGACGAUGCCUCCAGGAUGCAACUUGUUGCCUUAUCCACUCCCAGACCCUGCCGUGUCCAAGGAGAGACAGAUCCCAACAAUGCCUUGGUGUUCACUGCUGAACUUCAGGGCUCCCCGGUAUUCUUUAUCCCUUACAGCCCUUCUGCAGCCUUGGGGGCCUCUGCCCGGCUAGUCACGUCGGGUGGCUAUUUCUCCCACAGCCGGAGGAAGUUGAAUCCGUGA